Octopus sinensis (East Asian common octopus) is the source of this 549-nucleotide messenger RNA. RefSeq lists its product as uncharacterized. Lineage: Eukaryota; Metazoa; Mollusca; Cephalopoda; Octopoda; Octopodidae. Gene Ontology annotation, molecular function: DNA binding. The transcript has a single exon. The record is from RefSeq and is a predicted model, not a curated record. Bases 1 to 549 code for a protein of 182 amino acids. Gene Ontology annotation, biological process: DNA transposition; DNA integration.
AUGAGGAAAGAGCAUUCUUUGGACCUAAAACAACGAGUUGUAACUGCCCACCAAAACGGUAAAAGUUAUGGAGAGAUUUCUAAAUUGUUGAUAUUACCAAAAAGUACUGUUCGAAAUAUUAUUACUCGAUGGAAGCAACGCGGAACUGUUAUUAAUAAACCAAGAUCGGGUGCUCCAAAAAAGAUAUCUCUGCGUUCUUCUUCAUUAAUGAAAAGAUUAGUUACUUCAAACCCAAAAAUAACUCGAAAAGAAUUGGCCGAUAAUUUAAAAAUCACAGGAACGUCAGUGUCCCUUCGUACAAUCACUUCUACACUACGCAAAGAAGGUAUCAAUAAGCGAAGGCCCCGUCGAGUUCCGUUAUUAAAGAAAAUACACCUUUCAGCGCGAAUCCAAUAUGCAAAAAAUCUUUUGAACAAAGAAAAUGAAUUCAUAAACAAUAUUUUGUGGUCGGACGAAUCAAAAAUACAACUUUUCGGACUGAACUACACGCUUUCAAUUGGCGCAAAUCAAAUCAGGCGUAUAUCCCAAAAUGCACCAUACCUACCGUAA